Molecule: messenger RNA, 659 nt
Organism: Sinocyclocheilus grahami
Lineage: Eukaryota; Metazoa; Chordata; Actinopteri; Cypriniformes; Cyprinidae
Product: forkhead box protein I1c-like
Exons: 5
Coding region: 90-659 (189 amino acids)
Source: RefSeq, a predicted model, not a curated record
UUAAAUACCCCUCCCCUGACGCGCACUCGGCACUCUCGAGUAAACCCUCAGAGACGAGCAACACCCACCGGGGCUGAUCGGUGAAACUCAUGUUUCUAGAGGGAGAACGGAUUAUGAACGCGUUCGGGCAGCAGCCGUCGAGCCAGCAGACCAGUCCCCUCCAGCACCACAACGCGCAGGACAUCCUGGACAUGACCGUGUACUGCGACACCAACUUCAGCAUGUACCAACAGAACCUCCACCAUCACCACCACCACGCGCAGAGGCCACCUGCGCAUCCUUCCAGCUACGCACUCGGCGAAUACACCUCAGCCACAGCCAACCCCUACCUGUGGAUGAACAGUCCGGGUAUCACCUCAUCCCCCUAUCUCUCAGGCCCGAACGGAGGCUCUUACAUUCAGUCAGGAUUUGGGAUAGAUUCUCAUAGUGACAAUAUAUCUGUGAUGGACACUGACUUCCAUGCUGAAGGUGUUGCCCCGUUGCUGAAGGUCCAGGCUGACCGCGGGGCCCCUGGGGCCCCUCACCCUUCACCUUUCCCAUCUCCCAGGUGCCAGGCUCCUGUAUGUGAGGCCUGUGAACAAUCCAGCCUGCACUUCAAGGCUGGGCCGGACUUCAGAGGAAUCCGCUAUCAAUCUAAAGAAGAGAAGAAAGAGCUUUAA